Messenger RNA from Symbiodinium natans, 483 nucleotides. The record is from the annotation of a GenBank genome assembly. Lineage: Eukaryota; Dinophyceae; Suessiales; Symbiodiniaceae.
AUGGAGGAUGCCAGUUCAGUGACAACGUUCGAGGCCUGCAGAUCAGCGAUCCAGCUGUUUUUGCCGGCUUGGUUCCUCUUAGAGAACGUCGAUAUCGACUCAGGCACGGAGAAGGACAACGAAUCCAAGUCGAAUUCCAAUUUGACUUUGAUUCUCCAAGCGCUGACGGCACUUGGUUACACCGUCCGAACCUUCUUGCUGAACUCGCAAGACUAUGGCGUGCCGCAAAGGCGCGUGCGCCUCUACUUUGUCGGGUACCGGACUGCUGAUUACAUGCUGCCGGAUGACUCUGAGUCUGUUAAGGCGGAGCUCGAGCGUCGCGCAGACAUGCGUGCGAAGAAAGAUGAGCAGAAAACCAGGGAGGCAAGCAAGGAGAAGGACGGUGGGGAUGACGAUGGCAUCGAUGACGUGAAGGACAAGUCGAAAUGGCAGGCCCUGCACAUGUCCAUUGCUGAGAGCAGAUUCCUGGCUCAAAGUUUCUGA